Molecule: messenger RNA, 1412 nt
Organism: Panicum virgatum (switchgrass)
Lineage: Eukaryota; Viridiplantae; Streptophyta; Magnoliopsida; Poales; Poaceae
Exons: 3
Coding region: 71-1261 (396 amino acids)
Source: RefSeq, a predicted model, not a curated record
AAGAAAAGAAAAGGUUUGGGAAGCCCGAGCACCGGCGUGCGUCCGAGGUUACGAGAGGGGAUAACCGGAGAUGGCGAUCGAUAGGCGGUGCGCGCGCCGCGGCGCGCUGGUGGUCCUGCUCGUCUGCGCGGUGGCGGCGCGGGCUGUGUCGGCCGUCGGCGACGGCCCGCUGAUGAACGGCAACUUCGAGUACCCGCCGAACCAGUCCCAGAUGAGCGGUUCGUCGGUGACGGGGGAGAACGCGAUCCCGUACUGGAAGACCACGGGCACCAUGGACUACAUCGCGUCCGGGCAGCAGCAGGGGGACAUGGUCCUGACGGUGCCGGAGGGCGCGCACGCCCUGCGCCUCGGCAGCGACGCCUCCGUCCAGCAGCAGCUCAGCGUCACGCGGGGCGCCUACUACUCCAUCACCUUCCGCGCGUCGCGCACCUGCGCCCAGGACGAGAAGCUGAGCCUGGAGGUCGUCCCCGUCACCGGCUACCCGGCCCAGGCCGGCGAGCUCCCCAUCCAGACGGUCUACACCAGCUGCGGCUGGGACUCCUACUCCUGGGCCUUCAAGGCCGAGGCCGGCAUCGUGUCCUUCGCCAUCCGCCACCCCCACGAGGAGGAAGAAGACCCCGCGUGCGGCCCCAUCAUCGACGCCAUCGCCAUCAAGACGAUCUCCCAGCCACAGCCCACCCAGGACAACAUGCUGGCGAACGGCGACUUCGAGGAGGGCCCGUACAUCCCGCCGGACACCAUGUCGGGGGUGAUGGUGCCGCCGAUGGACGAGGACGACGUCUCGCCGCUGCCGGGGUGGAAGAUCAUGUCGUACAAGAAGGUGGUCAACUACGUGGACGCGGCGCACUUCGCGGUGCCGCGCGGCGCGCGCGCCGUCGAGCUGGUGUCCGGCGUGGAGACCGCGCUGGUGCAGGAGGUGCACGCCACCGUGGAAGGGGGCUGGUACAGGCUGGAGUUCUCGGUCGGGGACGCGGCCAACGGGUGCGGGGCGUCGUCCGACUACUCGCCGUCGCCCGGGAUGAAGGUGAAGGCGAUCGCGGGGUCGGCCGAGACCACCGUGGGCGUCGACUUCCGGGGCGCCGGCGGCUCCACGCGCGGGAAGCUCGAGUUCCAGGCCACCACGAGCCCCACCAGGGUGGUGUUCGUCAGCCAGGACUACCACACCAAGUCCGACAACAGCGGCACGCUCUGCGGGCCCCUCGUGGACGACGUCUCGCUCGUCGCCAUCGCGCAGCCGUCCGCUCGCCGGCUGCUUCUCUAAUCUAAUCUCUAGGGCGCGCAAGAUGAGUUUACGGUUACGGCCGGUUGUACUCCUGCAGGGAUGAGUCUCCUAUGUAGCAGACUCACUCGCUGCCGUGUAGGCCCGAGUGCAAUGGGCCUGCAAUACUGCAGAGGACUCUUGUACUAGUAUA